AGGAACAACAAUGAUUUUACACAUUUUAGGGCUGGAAAGAUUAAAUCUGGGACUACACUCAAUAAGGCUUCUUUUGAAAGUAUGUAAUGUGAGCUCAGGAAUGGUAUUUGGAGGAAGAAAAGGGAUCAAGCGAUGGAACAGCAAGAGAGUGAAGAAGGAGGAGAUGCAGACCAGUACAUGGAAGAGCAAGAGGAAGUAGAAGAACAUGGAGGUGACAACUGGAGACCUUUUCAAGUCUUCAUGCAAACAACUCAUCAAGAAACUUUAGAGCUUAUGGUUAACGGGAUGAGGCAGCUACAAACUGAUUUUUAUGAUUUUCGAAAUGAGAUGAGAAGACGGAUGGAUUCCGUAGAUGGAAAAAUUGAUCAAAUUGUUAACCAUUUCUUUCCUCCACCCCCACCUAGUGCCACCUAACCUGAUAUCUCUCUUUUAGCUAAUCCUUAGGCUGGACAUCUUAGGCACAUGCAUUUUCAUUUUUAGAUUGUCUUUAUUCUACUUUCUUGUGUUUGAUGGUUAAGACUAAAUGCUACUUUGUUAAAUAUGUUGCCUUUUUAAUGUUCUAUGAUUGUGAAUAUUAAUGGCAGGAGUUGUGAACUUUAUAUUUGUUGACGGUUGCUUGUGAUUUUGAUGAUUAUUAAAUGCUUUUAUUGAGG
Molecule: messenger RNA, 653 nt
Organism: Rubroshorea leprosula
Lineage: Eukaryota; Viridiplantae; Streptophyta; Magnoliopsida; Malvales; Dipterocarpaceae
Source: the annotation of a GenBank genome assembly